Molecule: messenger RNA, 1579 nt
Organism: Trachemys scripta elegans
Lineage: Eukaryota; Metazoa; Chordata; Testudines; Emydidae
Product: collagen alpha-1(III) chain-like
Exons: 2
Coding region: 82-942 (286 amino acids)
Source: RefSeq, a predicted model, not a curated record
GGGGAAGAUGCACCUCUACCUCUCUGCCCUUUGGGGCAGCAGGUGGCGAAGACUGGGCUAAGGGGGGGUUUAUUAACGACGAUGUUACCGCUGGCUGGGCCUGUGGGGGAUGUCUCAGCCCGUCUCAAAGGCCCGAGAGAGAGAUCUUCGCCUUUCCCCGCUGGCUGCCGGGGACAAGGGGGUUAUGCCAGUGACCCCGGGGUGAUUGCUCUCAUGGGGCCUCGGGGGUCCUGGCUGCCCUCAGCUGCCCCUUGUGGCCCCCCGCGGUGGGGAGGGUCAAUUCACCCCUUCCCCGGGCAAGCCGAAGGGGCCAGUGCGGAUAACCUCGGUCACCACGCAACCGCCCGGGGCCCCCCAGGCAGCUUCGCCGCCCUGCCCUGCCCUGCCCUGGGGCAGCCAACCAGGGACCGCUCCCCGGGCUGCAGGGGGGUGGCGGGGAGGGGCCGUAACAGCCGCCCCCCGCAGGCACAGGAAGGGGGACAAUGGGGAUCUCGCCCCCACCUCUGUCACCUCCCUCCCCGGCAGCGGGAUCCAGGGGGAGGCGGAGGGGCAAGCGGGGGCACGGAGCAGGAGCGACGGGGCUAUCCGCGGGCGCGUUCCCCCGGGCGGCCCCGCUCCCCGACUAGGCCCCAGCUGGAUCCCCGGUGUGGCGUGGCCGGGCCGGCCGGCGGCCUUACCGCCUCCACGGCAUGCUGCAGGAUGGAGGUGAGCUUGGAGAACAUCCUGUCCCUGGACUGGAGCAGCCGCUGCCGGGAGGAUCGCGAGAGCUCCUCGAUCCGCCGCCUCCGCUCCAGGGUAUUCAGUGGAAGGAGUUCGCAAUGGGCUCCUGGAAAGGUGAAAUGCCUCUGGGAAGAUAGAGUUCCCUACCCAGGCCCGGAUGGCUGGAUUGAGCCCCAGGUUGAAGGAAUUUUUAGUUUAGGGGUAUCAUGUUUAGACUUAUGAAAAUAAAGAUCUUUCCUGAUGAGCAGAUCUUACGGUCUGCUGUUUUGUUUUGUUUUUUUCUGCUUAGUCAUCCAACUAGUUUAGAUCUUGAUUAAAGCUAGAGUUUGUGAUAACCGGGUACAGGAUUCUUAUCCCAUGAAGGGGCAAAUAGGUUAGGUAAAUUGACCUGACACCAAGAUUCCAAUCUUAUUAGAGUUCCUUUCAGUGAAAAAAUAUCAGUGUAGCUUUGCAGAGUCUAUGGGGAAUCAACAGAUUAAAAAAAAAGACAAUUGAAUCGAUGAGAAGGAAAUGUUACACAGCAACACGGAGACUGAGUCAAGACUAGACCCAAGCUUUUGAGUUGCUGUGUAAAUUUCAGCAAAUCAUUUGGAGUUCUAAUCCCAGCACUGGCAUUGACUCUCUUUGUGGACUUUGUCAGGUUAAUCCAAAUUGUCAAGAGAUGCCUCUGAUCUUGGGACUCCAACUAAGGCCUGAUUUUCAGAGGCAAAAGUUCCUACAGAUUUUUUCUGCUCAAAAGUGUAGGAGCAGGAUUUUAUAAUUGUACUAUGAGAAUUAAUGUAUGAUUUGAUUUUAUCCUAUCAGCCACUAUUUUUGAAUAGCAGAAAGGAAUGACAGACCAGAACAAUCCUUAUGACUG